Molecule: messenger RNA, 585 nt
Organism: Penicillium subrubescens
Lineage: Eukaryota; Fungi; Ascomycota; Eurotiomycetes; Eurotiales; Aspergillaceae
Exons: 2
Coding region: 1-585 (194 amino acids)
Source: RefSeq, a predicted model, not a curated record
AUGGGUCGAUGGGGAUACCGCCUCUUUGAGGGCGAUAUGGACAUCGACCUUGCGUUCGAUCUAGUCUCAAGUCUUGGAGUCAACACCAAGAAAUGGGAAUACCGCCCCGCCCAAACCGUCAACCAAACUGACAUGCUCGCCCCACAAGACGCCCUCGCCCGCUACAAGACCGCGGACUAUGCCAAGCAUCUAGCCGAUGUGAUCAUUCCCUCUGUCCGUGCCAAUUUCGACAAGAACAAUCUUGGCGAGCGUCUCAAGGCCAAGUCUCGAACCAAAGAGGGUAAACUAAAUUGGGACAACCUCACCUCCGGCGAGUACAAGACCAUCAUUUUUGGUGCGCUCCUCAUGGGUGUUGGAGCCAAGAUCAAGGAAAAGGAUCUUCAGCAUUUCCGGGACUUGGUCCCUCAGGUUGUCUGUAUUCCUGGAACGACCUGGGCCCUUGAGGAUACUGGUUUCCGCAGCCCGGGUCAGGCUCAGUUCCUUGCUGCUCUUGACGCAUAUGAGCCUGGCAAGCCGCGUAAAUCUUUUACGGAAUAUCCUUACGAUGCAUUCGGAAUAUCAAACCCAAAGGUAUGGAACCUUUGA